This is a messenger RNA of Ornithodoros turicata, 1151 nucleotides long. Its product is annotated as epoxide hydrolase 4-like. Bases 91 to 1122 code for a protein of 343 amino acids. Gene Ontology annotation, molecular function: hydrolase activity. The record is from RefSeq and is a predicted model, not a curated record. The transcript is spliced from 6 exons. NCBI's taxonomy places the organism in Eukaryota, Metazoa, Arthropoda, Arachnida, Ixodida, Argasidae.
ACUCUUAACGCUACGCUUCUGCAACUGCAGAAGUAGCAUCGAUGUCACGAGUGGCUGGCCGUUGAUUUCUCACUUGACGUCAACACCGAAAUGUCAUCGAACAUGUCGUGCUUACGGCUCGUGAAGUUUGCCGCUUUUAUUGCUGUUGGAUUGUUGGUAUCCUUAAUUGUGUUGAUUCGUGUCGGUGUAAGCUCGCUUUUCGAAGAGAGGAAAAAGCGAAAAGAGCGCAAAAGUCCUCCAUCGUGUAUGACAGAUCUGGAUCUUGAAGUCAUGCAUGACUUCGUCACUUUGGACGACGUCACACUGCACUACGUGUCCGCUGGAGAUCCGAAAAGCCAGUUGAUGAUAUUCUUGCAUGGGUUCCCUGACUUCUGGUUCACCUGGCAGAAACAAAUUCCGGAAUUCAAGAAGGAUUACUGGGUUGUAGCCCCAGACAUGAGGGGCUGUGGAGAGUCAUCAAAACCUGAAUCUGUCGCAGCGUACAAGCUGCCAUUGCUGGUGCACGACAUUAGAUGUCUCAUUGAAAAACUAGGAAAAGGUCGUCAAGCAGUCGUGGUGGGCCACGACUGGGGUGGCAUCGUGGCCUGGUCGCUGGCAGCAUUUUACCCUGCUCUCGUUCAUCAUCUCAUCAUCAUAAACGCUCCACAUCCACAAGCCAUGUCUGAACUGCUCUGCUCUAGCUUGGACCAGAUGAAACGGUCAUGGUACAUCGUCGCUUUCCAGUUCCCUAUGAUGGCUAGAUGGCUACUUCAGCGAAACGACUUUCAGUUCAUGGAUGUGGGUCUCAAAGGAUAUGGUUCCGAAGAGCUGGAAGCCCUCAAGUACACGUUCUCGCAACCAGGCGUGCUGCAGAGCGCAAUGAACUACUACCGCGCCAACUUUUUCAAUCUGGGCAGCACCAGGCCUGGCAGUAUCCAAGUUCCUACACUCAUCAUCUGGGGCGAAAAUGAUACGGCCCUGUCUUCACGUCUAGCACGUAUGAGCAUGCGGUGGACGUCUGGACGCUUGGAACUGCUUCCAGAUGUCGGACAUUGGGCACAUCGCGAGUGCCCUGAGAAUACCAACCAGCAUAUUCGUUCUUUUCUUGAGGGUCGUGAGCCUUGGGAGUUUGUCGCUCUGUAACAUUAAACUUCGUUUUUCUACAACAACAA